Mugil cephalus (flathead mullet) is the source of this 2934-nucleotide messenger RNA. It is a transcript of the gene siae, whose product is annotated as sialic acid acetylesterase. The record is from RefSeq and is a predicted model, not a curated record. The transcript has 10 exons. NCBI's taxonomy places the organism in Eukaryota, Metazoa, Chordata, Actinopteri, Mugiliformes, Mugilidae. Bases 272 to 1711 code for a protein of 479 amino acids. Gene Ontology annotation, biological process: carbohydrate metabolic process. Gene Ontology annotation, molecular function: sialate O-acetylesterase activity.
UGACUACGUCACAUAAGCGACGAAUCUUACCCGUUUACAACUCUGCUAUACUUGAGUUAACUGGGUUAGUUUAUUAAUAAUUUUCCAGUAUGACGGCCAUGACUUUUCUGGACAGAAGUGUUCAGCUUUUAAUUCACGUCGGGUAUCUUAUUGGCAUGGCUCUAACACUUUGUUUCGUUUUCGUACUUUACCUUUCCAUUGCCAACAGUGAAAUCGUAAAUCGGUGUGUGUAGAUGGGCCCCUGCGCUUCGCUUCCUACUAUGGAGACCACAUGGUGCUGCAGAAAUCUCCAGAGAGAGCUGUGCUGUGGGGGUAUGGACCCGAGGGCGCACAGGUUACCGUCUCCUUGUCCGGACCAGUACCACAGAACACCUCAGCAGUCAACGUGACAAAAGGCAUCUGGCGAGUCACCCUGGAUCCUGUGGAUGCCGGUGGGCCCUAUAAUGUGACAGCAGCCUCUGAGGACUAUGAAGCCACUCUGACAGAUGUGCUGUUUGGAGACGUCUGGCUGUGUGGAGGGCAGAGCAACAUGUACUUUAAGACUAAUCAGAUUUUCAACGCAUCAGAGGAGUUGGUGCUUUCAGCCAAGUAUCCUCAUGUGAGGACCUUCAUGGUGGCUUUGAACACAGGUGAAACUGAGCUCACCGAUCUGAUUCAUGUGGAACUACCUUGGUCUGUGCCCAAAGCCAACGUUGCAGAGUUUUCUGCGGUGUGUUGGCUCUUUGGACGUCACAUGUAUGAUAUCUUGAAGUACCCGAUAGGGCUGGUGGAGUCCUGCUGGGGAGGCACACCAGUGGAAGCCUGGUCAUCUUCAAGAGCCCUGGAGCACUGUGGACUCAAGCCAACUAACACCAUGAUACAAUCUCUCGGUCCUAGAGACAACUCUGUUUUGUGGAACGCAAUGAUCCACCCUCUUCUCAAUAUGACCAUUUAUGGAGCUAUCUGGUACCAAGGCGAGGCCAAUGUGGACUACCAUCAGGACAAGUACAACUGUUCCUUCCCUGCUAUGAUUGAUGACUGGAGGAUGUCCUUUCACCAAGGCUCAGCGUAUCAGACUGCUCCAGAUUUCCCAUUUGGAUUUGUCCAGCUGUCCACGUAUGAAAAGAACUCCACGUACGACGGCUUUCCGAACAUCCGCUGGCAUCAAACAGCAGACACUGGCUUUGUCCCGAACCCCCGCUUGAAGAAGACCUUCAUGGCUGUGGCUUUGGAUUUACCGGAUCAAACCUCACCCUAUGGCUCGAUCCACCCCAGAGAUAAGCAGGACGUUGCUUACAGACUGACACUGGGUGCCAGGGCGGUGGCUUAUGAAGAGGAGAAAGUGACAUUCCUCGGACCUUUCCCCAAACACAUCCUGUCCGCUCAAACGUACAUCAACAUUACCUACGACCAAAAAGUCUCGGUCACGUGGUCCAAAGACAUCUUCGAGGUCUGCUGCUCAAACGUUACGACUCCAUGUGAGGCUUCGUCCCUCUGGGUUCCAGCUCUCAUCCAGCACCGGGGUUCAGACAGCGUGCUCCUAGAUGUCACCAAGUGUCCACCCCCCAGUGAAGUUGCUGCUGUUCGGUACGCAUGGAAAGACUGGCCCUGUGACUUUAAAGCCUGUCCUAUCUACAGCUCCAGUAACAUUUUACCUGCACCUCCUUUUAUUUUCAAUCGCUAUCCGAGCGUAGGAAACUUCUGGAAAACUACUGAGCCAGAUUUGCCUUAAAGUCUCAGCUGAUUGGACACAGCUAGACUGCUGUAAAAGUGUCAUCAGCCAUGUAGACAAAAUGGUGCUACACUGAAAAUGACGGGGAAAUAGGAGCAGAUUACAAAACCAAUUAUAGGAGGCAUGUUUUGCAUUGCUCGUGUAUGUUAACAUGGGUUUUUAUAAAGUUAAAGACUGGGAGAAAUCUUUUAAUUUCCACCAUUUGCCACUGCCACGACUGCCUGUUCUCCAACACUUGGAUUUUAGGUAGGUUCUAAGUAGAGUUUCAAAAUGAAAAAAGAAGAAAUGGCAGCAAGAGACCAAACAUUUUGAGGCAAUUUAUUAAAGGCUGAUUGAAAAAUCUCCCUUUCUGCCUGAUCCUCCGACAUAUCAUAGUUCUCCUAAACUGUGUCUUCUUCAAUAGCGGUUAAAGCAACUAACAUAUGAGGGAGUGAUGUAAAAUUUAGAUGGUGGUGCUAUCAUGAAUGCAUUUAAAAAGCAGAUUUUCUUUAAAACGGAUGAUUUUUAUGAUGUUUUAUUUCGGUAUAUGUUUAGAAUGUGUACAUAUAUGUUAUGUUGUUUCAUGUCCUCUGUAAAGCAUAAGCUGAUCGGUCACAGUUGGACUGCUCUAAAAGUUCCAUCAGCCAGGUAGACAAAAUGGUACGAAACACUGAGUUAAUUUUAUAUAUUAUUAGUCAGUUCAGGACAGACAUAAUGACCCAGAUGAGUUCAAUUUGUUUACAUUCACCUUGUGCAUUUAUGUAAAUAACCCUGACAAAUCAAAGUGGGCCAUGUAUUCCUCUCAGAGUAUAGUCCCCGUUCAUGCUGUCUGGAUAAUAAGCUCAUCUUGACAUGUAUUUAACCUCCCUGUCUUAGCAGAGUCAGAGCAACAUCUAAUUUGUUCACUUCAGAGUCACCAGAAUGGAAAAUAAUACCACUUGACUAAUGCUGCUGUGUAAUGUCUUAGGAUGGAUUCUCUCUAUAGAGCUUUCAGAACAAGUCUGUAAAUGUUAACUGAAGCAAAGGAUUAUGUGUACUCAACAAUGUCUCCCAUUUACUGCUGUGCCCAUGUGUGUGUUGACAGGCUUUGUUUAAAUGCAGCUUUGAAGCAGCGCAGAUAUCUGCUGGACUAUAUCAAUAUAGAAUAUCAUGACAAAGUUGUUUUUUUUUUGUGUCAAAAGUUACAACACUGAAGUAAUUUGGACAUCGCAUAAUUUGCACGAAUAAACAACACUAACACCUCA